Molecule: messenger RNA, 198 nt
Organism: Oppiella nova
Lineage: Eukaryota; Metazoa; Arthropoda; Arachnida; Sarcoptiformes; Oppiidae
Source: the annotation of a GenBank genome assembly
GCGACCAUCGGUGCGGACUUUCUCACCAAAGAGGUGGUCGUCGACGACAGACUCGUCACAAUGCAGAUAUGGGACACCGCAGGCCAGGAGCGGUUCCAGUCGCUGGGCGUCGCCUUCUAUAGGGGCGCCGACUGUUGCGUAUUGGUCUUUGACGUGACGGCGCCCAACACUUUCAAGUCGUUGGACUCCUGGAGAGAC